UCUGGUCAUCUCCCGUACUGUGUCCGCAGUCUCUGGUCAUCCCCCGCACUAGGUCCGAAGUCUCUGGUCAUCCCCCGCACUAGGUCCGCAGUCUCUGGUCAUCUCCCGUAUAUGUCCGCAGUCUCGGGUCAUCUUCUGUACUAUAUCCGCAGUCUCUGGUCAUCUCCUGUACUGUGUCCGCAGUCUCUGGUCAGCUCCCGUAGUAUGUCCGCAGUCUCCGGUCAGCUCCCGUAGUAUGUCCGCAGUCUCCGGUCAGCUCCCGUAGUAUGUCCGCAGUCUCGGGUCAUCUUCUGUACUAUAUCCGCAGU
Messenger RNA from Staurois parvus, 308 nucleotides. The record is from the annotation of a GenBank genome assembly. NCBI's taxonomy places the organism in Eukaryota, Metazoa, Chordata, Amphibia, Anura, Ranidae.